This is a messenger RNA of Oppiella nova, 663 nucleotides long. The record is from the annotation of a GenBank genome assembly. NCBI's taxonomy places the organism in Eukaryota, Metazoa, Arthropoda, Arachnida, Sarcoptiformes, Oppiidae.
AUGGCCUACCAAAAUGCAGACAGUAGGCACCGGAACCUGCAGCGAGGUAUGUACGCCGGGUGCGGUGUGGCCCUGGUGUCCGCGGUCAUUGUGUUUGCCUUACUCAUGAUAGCCCUCAAUGCUAUUGACAGCCUUUACACCGAGAGCUCUAUUAGUACCCUCAGAUCUAUAUUCAUAUCGUUUGGUGUGUUGACUAUAAUACUGGAACUGCUGGGUAUAGGCGCUGCCAUGAAGGAGGUCUACUGGCUUUGUAUUAUCUACGCUGUACUAUCGUCAGUGCUGGCAGGUCUGUGUCUAUACGGCGGUAUUGCGGGCGCUGGAGGUCUGCUCUGGUAUCUAAUGGUCGUAUUCUUCGUGAGCGGCUGUUUUGGCUCAUACUUUGCCAAAGAUAUGAAACGACUCGAGAAUUUGGCCCGAAGUACCACUGUUUACGUGUCGGGAAUGCCAGGUCAACCUAAUUAUGGUUAUCAAACACCACCCUCAGGACAGGUACCCAACUACGGACCACCAAAUGGCCAGAUGUAUACGACUGGACCUACCGGACCUUAUCAGCAAUCGCAACACCAGCCCAUGGGUACUGGCUAUCACUCAUCGGUGGCCGUUAAGGACUUUGUUUUUCCUAUGGAAAAUCCCAGCAAAAGUUGGCAAAAGUGUUUCCGAUGA